Molecule: messenger RNA, 1776 nt
Organism: Zingiber officinale
Lineage: Eukaryota; Viridiplantae; Streptophyta; Magnoliopsida; Zingiberales; Zingiberaceae
Product: protein PSK SIMULATOR 3-like
Exons: 1
Coding region: 77-1567 (496 amino acids)
Biological process (GO): positive regulation of growth
Source: RefSeq, a predicted model, not a curated record
CCCCUGCGAUUCUCCCGCAGCGCACACUAAAUUGAAUGAGAACAGAGCACGAACAGAGGUUUUGUGAUCAGCAAUCAUGGGCGUUUCCAAGGUUCUCGCUGACCUCCGGCCUCGCCGUGCCUCCAGCGUCGAUCCUCCAGUGAGCCCCGUCGUCGGAAUCCUCGCUUUCGAAGCUGCAGCUGCCAUGUCGCGCCUCGUCUCCCUACAUCGCUCUCUCGCCGACAACGAGGUCCGCCGCCUGCGCGCCGACAUGAGGUCUGCCGGCGUCGGCUACCUGACCUCCAAAGACCAGACCUUUCUUCUCCGCCUCUCUUGCGGGGAGGUGAUCUCCGAGCUAGACAUGGCCGCCGCCACCGUUUCCCGCCUUGGCCCCAAGUGCCGCGACCCCUUGCUCCACGGCUUCGACCGGAUAUACGCCGACCUCAAGGCCGGAUCCGGCAGUGUUAAGGUGUUCCUCCGCGAGUCCCGUUCCGCCGCCGACCUCGAUCGCCUCAGCCUCGGCUCGACCGCGAAGCGGGUGGAGAAGCGGGUCAAGAAGAUGGAGAGGUACGUGGCGGCGACGUCGACUCUCUACGCGGAGAUGGAGGUGCUCAGUCAGCUGGAGGCGUCGAAGAAGCGGAUUGAGCUGCUGCAGCAGCAGCAUUGGCGUCGGCAUAGUGGUCCAAUUCCGGUGCCAAAGCCGCCUGGCGUACCUCCGCCGUCUGGCGUGCCUCCGCCACCAAAUCCGAUCCAUUUGGAGCUCCGUGCGCAGCGCCACGCGAUCCGUCGGCUCAAGGAAGAAUCUUUGUGGAACAAGACCUACGACAAGGCGGUGGAGCUCAUGGUCCGCGCCGUCGUCACCGUCUUCGCAAGGAUUUGCCACGUCUUCGGCCCCUGCGUCCUCGGUUUGCCUCCCAGCCGCCACCAAAUCCAUCAAUUCAACCUCAAUCACCCCGGAAAGCACACCUCCGGGCCGUUAGAUCGGCAGGUUGUGCCGAAGCACGUGCCAUCGCUGAGGAACUCAGCUCCGAUAUUGAGUGUGGCAUCCAAUGACGCGCUCAAAUUGACGCCCUUCGAACGUUUGAGCAAAUUGCUGAAAGAAGCCCCGCCCAACACCGUCGGCGGAUCAGGGCUGGCCUUGCGGCACGCCAACUUAAUAUUGGCGGCGGAGAGGUUGUAUCAAGAACGACAACAAAUGGCGCCGGAGGUGGAAGAACAGGAGGUGGAUAAGAAUGCAGCGGCGGCGGCGAGAGAGGAAUUGUUCCAGAUGAUGCCGUCCGGGAUGCGGGCGGCGGUGACGGCCAAGCUGAGGGAGUGCUGGCGGAGGGAGGGCCGGAAGUCGUCGGGGGACGCGUCGAUGGCGGAGGGGUGGAAGGAGGCGGUGGCGGCGAUCCUGGUCUGGCUGGGUCCGGUGGCACACGACACGGUGCGUUGGCAGGAGGAACGCAACAUGGAGAGGGAGAGGCGAUUCUACACCCGACCGCGAGUGCUGCUGCUGCAGACGCUGCACUUCGCCGACGUGGAGAAGACGGAGGCGGCCAUCGUCGAGGUGCUCGUCGGGUUGAGUUGCAUGUCAUGGUAUAUAUGAGGAACGUGGAUGGGCGUAGAUCAAUCAAAGUUUAGGGUAGAAAUCAAACAAUACAGUAUAGAGAACUUUAUACUCGGAUUAAAGAUCAAUCAAUUUCUUUUCUUUUCUUUUCUUUUUUUUUCUUUUUGUUUUCCUACAGGAAUUUACAUCUACUAUGUUAUAGACUAUGAACCAUUGAAUAUUCUUGUUUAUAUGUCUAUUUAUGUUUA